AUGGCUGCUCAACACAAAGACGAGGCUCAGUUACAGCUCGCAAGAAGCCUGAGCCAUAUUCCAUGGUGUGAACAGUACGAACGUAUGAUAUCGGGCAUGCUCUACGACUCCCUUGUUCCUGGUCUGGAAGCUGCUCGCUUCAGGGCCAGACAUUGGUGCCAUCAAUACAACAACGUCUUUCCGGCCGAUCCAGCGAAGGACAGCUUCGCCACUCUGAUUGCUCGUUGCCAAGCAGAGCUUCCCAAGAUCAUCGGUCAUGUAGGCGAGGACGCCUUCAUCGAACCUCCCUUCUAUGUAGACUAUGGCUGCAAUCUUAGUCUCGGAGAUCGUUUCUACAGCAAUUUCAACUUCACUCUCCUCGAUUGCGGGCUCGUGACUAUCGGCGACAGGGUCAUGAUGGGCCCUAACGUGUCAAUCUAUGCCGCCACCCACGAGACUGAGAUCCAAAGCCGACGAGAUAACAUCGAAUACACCAAGCCAGUGGUGAUCGGCGACGAUUGCUGGAUCGGUGGACAUUCCGUCAUUCUGCCUGGUGUGGAGAUCGGGAAAGGUUGCACGAUUGGUGCGAGUUCUGUAGUCAGCAGAAGCAUCCCUGCUUGGAGCGUAGCUAUGGGAUCGCCUGCGAAAGUCGUCAAGAGUGUGAAGCCUGUCGACGACGUCGGGAAGAGCGCCGAGGCAUUCCAUUGA
Recurvomyces mirabilis is the source of this 687-nucleotide messenger RNA. RefSeq lists its product as uncharacterized. The record is from RefSeq and is a predicted model, not a curated record. Bases 1 to 687 code for a protein of 228 amino acids. Gene Ontology annotation, molecular function: acetyltransferase activity. The transcript has 2 exons. Lineage: Eukaryota; Fungi; Ascomycota; Dothideomycetes; Mycosphaerellales; Teratosphaeriaceae.